Messenger RNA from Brassica oleracea var. oleracea, 849 nucleotides. Its product is annotated as probable lipid desaturase ADS3.2, chloroplastic. Gene Ontology annotation, biological process: lipid metabolic process. Gene Ontology annotation, cellular component: endoplasmic reticulum membrane. The coding region runs from base 1 to 849 and encodes 282 amino acids. The transcript has 7 exons. Lineage: Eukaryota; Viridiplantae; Streptophyta; Magnoliopsida; Brassicales; Brassicaceae. The record is from RefSeq and is a predicted model, not a curated record. Gene Ontology annotation, molecular function: oxidoreductase activity, acting on paired donors, with oxidation of a pair of donors resulting in the reduction of molecular oxygen to two molecules of water.
AUGAACUUGAUGUAUGAUAUUAUUGCUUAUGACUUUGCUUUUCGGCUUUCCGUUUGGUUAUGUACGAUCUUCGGAAUCUGCAUCACCUUGUCUUAUCACCGGAAUCUUUCUCACCGAAGUUUCGAUCUACCGAAAUGGCUCGAGUAUCUAUUUGCUUAUGGUGGCGUUCUGGCUUUUCAGGUUCUACUUUCAUAUAUUCCGAAGGGAGACCCAAUAGAGUGGGUGAGCAACCAUCGGUACCAUCAUAAGCAUCGUGAUACACAACGUGACCCACACAGCCCUAUACAAGGUUUUUGGUUUAGUCACAUCACUUGGAUAUCUGAUUUCGGUUCUAUCCAAAAAAAGUGUGGCGGAGAGGAGAAUGUAAAUGACCUUGUGAGGCAGCCCUUCUACCGGUUUCUUCAGCGAACCUUAUAUUUGCGUCUGAUAGCUUUUGGAUUUCUACUCCAUAUUUGGGGAGGCAUGCCCUUCCUUGUCUGGGGAAUGGGUGUGGCAAAUGUGGCUCGAAGCCACUCGACGUUUCUGGUGAACUCAGUUUGUCAUACAUGGGGAACACGAGCUUGGAACACACCUGACCUCUCAAGAAACAAUUGGUUGCUAGCCAUUCUAAUGUUUGGUGAGGUAUGGCAUAACAACCAUCAUGCAUUUGAGUUCUCGGCCAGGCAUGGACUCGAGUGGUGGCAGCUCGACGUUACUUGGUACACUACAAGAAAACAGCGACACUUUAGGAGACUCUCGAGGCCUGUCAGGGAUUUGUUUGCCAUUGGUUCUGAUGUAACUGGAGGGUUUGUUUUGGGUAUUAGCAAAGAAGCUUCGGACAUGGACUUGAAUUUCGAGAAAGAUUUAUGA